UAUUUUCUCCCAGACGGCGGCUUUCACCUCCACUGCGAUAUUCCACGCCCCCAUCUCCGAGACCCUCUACUGGCCCAAUCACCAUCGACGGAGCUUGCACAACUUGAUCCCGGUGGCUCCAUGGAUGAGCUUCCUUUCCCCCGCAGCAUCCAGUCAUUAUUAUUCCUUGACCGCCCAGGGUAUCCGAGGUUGCCCCAGACGUCGUCGAGAUUGGGCACGAGGUUAGAGGAGGCAGAGGGCGGACCACAUUGUAUGGGACUGUACGAUGGCACGCAUGUAUCAAUGCGACGCGCGAUGACCCGGACUCGGACCGGUUAACGAGCUGGGAGACACACUGCCUAUAAACCGGAGUGAUAGCCUGUUGUCGCUCCGCCAUUUUGGUCCUCUCGACGCUGCCGUAUUUCUUUCGAAUCCAUCCCCGGAUUUGUUUAUAUACGGGGCGCCCCCCCCUCUCCCCUCGCUCCUCUCCGAUCCGGUUCUUUGUGUGUUCUUCUUGAACGGGAGUACCCUUAGACUUGGACUUAGACCUACAUUGACUCACACUGGGGAAUUCGCUUGGGAGCACGCUUACCUACACCUCCCACACGCAUACCUACCGAUCUAUAAUACCAUCCAUCCUCACCACCACGAUCUCCACCUGCCCCUUCGUCGUCAACCACAUCGUAUCCCUCUCCCAUCCUGCCUGCGCCUUUCGAUACGGUAGCCCUCGCCAUUCUCAAUGGCGACACACGUCGCCAACCAGGACGCGCCAGCGUCAGCUGGCGACUUCGACCCUAAUUUCUACCCUCCAUACCAUGGAAUGUCGGUUGGCCGGUACCUGGCAACACGCAUCAGCUCGCUGAAGCCGCCGAUGGGGAGAGCGCCCAACCCCAUUCGCCUGCUUCGGAUGGUGACUGCGCGCCAAUGGUCUUUCUUUGGUGUCGCUUUCUUUGCCUGGACCUGGGACGCUUUCGAUUUCUUCACCGUCUCGUUGACCGUUCGCGACUUGGCCGAGACCUUUGACAAGACCAAUACCGAUAUCACCUGGGGCAUCACUCUGGUGCUGAUGUUCCGAUCUGUCGGUUCCAUUCUCUUCGGCAUUGCGGCAGAUCGCUACGGUCGGAAGUGGCCCUUUAUCGUAAAUAAUAUCCUCUUCAUCGCGCUUGAAUUGGGAACCGGGUUUUGUAACACGUACGGCCAAUUCCUCGCCUGUCGCGCCCUAUUCGGCGUCGCGAUGGGCGGCCUAUACGGGAACGCCGCCGCGACCGCCCUCGAAGACCUCCCCAGCGAAACCAGGGGCCUCAUGAGCGGCAUCCUCCAGCAGGGUUACGCAUUCGGCUAUCUGCUUGCGACUGCAUUCGCCCGCGGACUCGUCGACACCACGUCCCAUGGGUGGCGCCCCUUGUUCUGGUUUGGCGCCUGCCCGCCUGUCAUCUUCAUCCUGUGGCGCCUGACGCUGCCCGAGACGGAGAUGUACGAGCAGCAGCGGGAGUUGCGGCGCGCCAGCGGGAACGUCGGUAAGACCUUUCUUGAGGAGGGCAAGGUCGCGCUUAAGCACCACUGGCUGCUGCUCACGUACCUGGUGCUGCUCAUGGCCGGCUUCAACUUCAUGUCGCACGGCUCGCAGGAUCUGUACCCGACGCUGCUGGAGAACCAGUUCAACUUCACGGCCAACCAGGUCACGGUCACGCAGGUGGUGGCGAACCUGGGCGCGAUGACGGGCGGCGCCGCCGUUGGUUUCUACUCGCAGGUGGUGGGGCGGCGCUUCAGCAUCAUCGUGAUGUGCGUCGUGGGCGGGGCGCUGCUGUACCCGUACACGUUCGUGUCGAACGAGCGGAUCAUCGCGGCGGCCUUCUUCGAGCAGUUCUGCGUGCAGGGGGCGUGGGGGGUGAUCCCGGUGCACCUGAUGGAGCUGUCGCCGGGGGCGUUCCGGACGUUCGUGGUGGGGACGAGCUACCAGCUGGGCAACCUGGUGUCGUCGGCGAGCUCGACGAUCGAGGCGACGAUCGGCGAGCGGUUCCCGCUGCCGCCGACGGAGCGCGGCGUCCGGCGCUACGACUACGGCACCGUCAUCUGCAUCUUCAUGGGCUGCGUCUACGCCUACGUCAUCCUGCUCACCCUGCUCGGCCCCGAGUACCGCGGCCGCGACAUGGACGUGGCCCACGACGCCGACGCCGUCGAGGCCGCCGGCCGCCGCAACGCCGACAAGGUGGUGUCUGACUACGCGCACGAGCACGAGCACGAGCACGGGAACGGGCCCGACGCCGAGAAGGGGACCGCGAGUCACCUCCCGUAGGGCCGGGGUCGCCUUGGGCCUCGACGAGGUUGUGCGCUGGUCGUGGGGCCACUGGUCUUGCUAUUGUCGGAGUCGGGAGUGUGUGCGGGGAUCUGCUGUUACUUAGCGGGCUACUAGAGUGAUGAGGAAGGGAAAUGAGAGGAACGAAAUUCCUAGCCCGUCCAAUAGUCUUCGCAUCCCACCCGUUCUUCUUGUGUUCGCUGUCGCUGUCAAUGCCAUUGUCGUAGUAGCAGUUGUUGCUGCUGGCUCCCCAUCGAGUAGUUCACUUGGCUAGGUGUGCUUAUCUCCCUGUGUAGUAUCUCUCUGCGAGAUCGCACGCGGCAAUUGGGGCCACUUCUCUUGUACGAUUACCCGGGAAUGUCGAGAGUACGCGGACGCGGAGCAGCGAGAAAGGGAGACAGAGGCCGAAGUAGGACGGCGGCCCCGUUCGCGUCUGCGACACGGUGGACCGGCGACCGCGAUCGAAGCUACGAGCGGCACUCGGGGCGGCCAGGCCUUGGUAGCGACGGCGAGGGCAAGUCGUCGCGAUGUGUGAGCUACCAUAUAUAUAUAUAUAUAUACAUAUACACAAUAUCUUGCCC
Messenger RNA from Durotheca rogersii, 2856 nucleotides. Its product is annotated as MFS general substrate transporter. The record is from RefSeq and is a predicted model, not a curated record. NCBI's taxonomy places the organism in Eukaryota, Fungi, Ascomycota, Sordariomycetes, Xylariales, Xylariaceae. Gene Ontology annotation, cellular component: plasma membrane. Gene Ontology annotation, molecular function: secondary active monocarboxylate transmembrane transporter activity. The transcript is spliced from 3 exons. Bases 719 to 2275 code for a protein of 518 amino acids. Gene Ontology annotation, biological process: plasma membrane lactate transport.